Loxodonta africana (African savanna elephant) is the source of this 1969-nucleotide messenger RNA. It is a transcript of the gene NOTUM, whose product is annotated as notum, palmitoleoyl-protein carboxylesterase. The record is from RefSeq and is a predicted model, not a curated record. Gene Ontology annotation, molecular function: palmitoleyl hydrolase activity. The coding region runs from base 32 to 1537 and encodes 501 amino acids. The transcript has 11 exons. Gene Ontology annotation, biological process: protein depalmitoleylation; negative regulation of canonical Wnt signaling pathway. NCBI's taxonomy places the organism in Eukaryota, Metazoa, Chordata, Mammalia, Proboscidea, Elephantidae.
GCAGGUGGCCGCGGACCGGAGCGGCGCGGCCAUGGGCAGAGGGGUACGCCUGCUGCUGCUGCUAAGCCUGCUGCACUGGGGCGGCGGCGAGGGCAGGAAGACCUGGCGGCGCCGAGGACAGCAGCCGCCCCCUCCGCCCCCGCCCCCGCCCCCGCUGCGAGCCGAGGCGGCGCAGGCGGCUGGACAGCCGGUGGAGAGCUUCCCGCUGGACUUCACGGCCGUGGAGGGCAACAUGGACAGCUUCAUGGCGCAGGUCAAGAGCCUGGCGCAGUCCCUGUACCCCUGCUCUGCGCAGCAGCUCAAUGAGGACCUGCGUCUGCACCUCCUGCUCAACACGUCGGUUACCUGCAACGACGGCAGCCCGGCGGGCUACUACCUGAAGGAGUCCAAGGGCAGCCGGCGGUGGCUGCUCUUCCUGGAAGGCGGCUGGUACUGCUUUAACCGGGAGAACUGCGACUCCCGCUACGACACCAUGCGGCGCCUCAUGAGCUCCAAGGACUGGCCGCGCACUCGCACAGGCACAGGUAUCCUAUCCUCGCAGCCGGAGGAAAAUCCGCACUGGUGGAACGCGAACAUGGUGUUCAUUCCCUACUGCUCCAGUGAUGUCUGGAGCGGGACGUCCUCCAAGUCUGAGAAGAAUGAGUAUGCCUUUAUGGGUGCCCUCAUCAUCCGGGAGGUGGUGCAAGAGCUCCUAGCCAAAGGGCUGAGUGGGGCCAGGGUGUUGCUGCUGGCGGGGAGCAGUGCCGGUGGCACAGGUGUGCUGUUGAAUGUGGAUCGCGUGGCUGAGCAGCUGGAGGAGCUGGGCUACCCGGCCAUCCAGGUACGAGGCCUGGCUGACUCGGGCUGGUUCCUGGACAACAAGCAGUACCGCCGUACAGACUGCGUCGAUACUGUCACCUGUGCCCCAACUGAGGCCAUCCGCCGAGGCAUCAGGUACUGGAAAGGGAUGGUCCCUGAGCGCUGCCGGCGCCAGUUCAAGGAGGGUGAGGAGUGGAACUGCUUCUUCGGAUACAAAGUCUACCCAACCCUGCGCCGCCCAGUGUUCGUGGUGCAGUGGCUGUUUGAUGAGGCGCAACUCACCGUGGACAACGUGCACCUCACUGGGCAGCCGGUGCAGGAGGGCCAGUGGCUGUACAUCCAGAACCUGGGCCGCCAGCUGCGGGACACGCUCAAGGAUGUGGUGGCCAGCUUUGCCCCCGCCUGCCUCUCGCAUGAGAUCAUCAUCCGCAGCCACUGGACGGACGUCCAGGUGAAAGGCACCUCACUGCCCCGCGCACUGCACUGCUGGGACAGGAGCCUCCACGACAGUCACAAGGCCAGCCGGGCACCCCUGAAGGGCUGUCCAGUCCACCUGGUGGACAGCUGCCCCUGGCCCCACUGCAACCCCUCAUGCCCCACCAUCCGGGACCAGUUCACGGGCCAGGAGAUGAACGUGGCCCAGUUCCUUAUGCACAUGGGCUUCGACGUGCAGACCGUGGCCCAGCAGCAGGGCCUGGAGCCCAGUAAGCUGCUGGGGAUGUUGAGCAAUGGGAGCUAGGGGUCCCUGGCACACCACCCCACCCGCGAGGCCCUCUGCCUCUCCAGGACACAGGGCCCCAGCUGCUUCCCUGCCCCCUCCCACUGCCUUCAGGUAGCCUGCAUUGGCCCAGCUGUGGCCUGGUGACCCUCCUGGCCCAUCGCCUCCCCCCAGCCUCUAGCCUGCAGUGGAGGGGGAGCCAGAAGCACUGGAUUCCUCCGCCCCCUCAGCCCAGGAGGCCCCUCCCAGCCUGCCCCAGCCUCUCUUACCUUUUUGUAUUAUUUUAUAAAGUAACUUUUUUUAUUACUUUAAUUUUUAAAAAAGGAAAAUAAGCAAGAAAUAUAUGAUGAAUGAUAUUGUUUUGUAAAAUAUUUUUUUUAAAUAAUAAUAAAAAAAGACAACCAAAGAACUUCACUGUGCCUAUGUGUUUAUUUGAACGGGGGUUCUGACCAC